AUGUCCAUGUUGUCGUGCCGUGUGUUGUGUUUGUUGGCCAUUGUGCUCUGCUGUGUGGGUGUGGCUCAUGCUGCUGUUCCACCAGGUGCUUUACAAUAUGUUAAGGAAGCACAAGAGAAGGCCAAGGAGACUUUAAAGCUGAAGGCGGAGUGUGAGAACGCGGCCAACGCUGCUCGAGAGGCCGCGGAUAAAGCUCAACAAUUUGUUGUUGCCACUGAGAGUGGAGUCGAAACAAUUGCUGCUGACCCAGACAAGGUGGAGAAAAGGAAGAGUGAAGGCCAUGAACUCAUUGAUAAGGCAAUGAAGGCUGCAGCUGAGGCACGAAAAGUGGCCAAUAGAACGACAGACAGUAAAAUUGAAACUGAAAAUAAAGCCAGCCUUGCUCGUCUAAGCGCAGGAGAAACUGAUCCAGAACCAGAAGAAAUUGUAGAGGUAGAGAAAGCAGCUGAACAUGCAGAAAGCGCGGUACGUGCUGCUGGACAAAGUGCUGACGAUGCGGAAGGUGCUGCUAAACGUGUGGAGGAUGUCCUGAAGAAACUUGACGCCGCAGUUGUUGCUGCAGCUGAAAAGAAAGAAAAACAGGUGGAGUCUCAGCAGCAAACACAAGAGAAACAAAAAGAGAAACAAAAACAGCAUUACCGUUCUACUGUUACUAUUAAUAUCCACGGAGAUAAUCUCGAUGCCUUACUCAAUGGUGCAGCGAAUAACAGUGGUAUGGCAUUAAAUGACGGCAGCAGCAGCCCUGCGUUACUGCGUGUUCCAUUCCUGCUGCUGCUGCUUCUCUCUGUGCUGGGCUGCAUGACCGUGUGCUGA
Trypanosoma theileri is the source of this 813-nucleotide messenger RNA. RefSeq lists its product as uncharacterized. NCBI's taxonomy places the organism in Eukaryota, Euglenozoa, Kinetoplastea, Trypanosomatida, Trypanosomatidae. The coding region runs from base 1 to 813 and encodes 270 amino acids. The transcript has a single exon. The record is from RefSeq and is a predicted model, not a curated record.